GGCCAUUUUCAAUAGAUCGGAAACAAUCGAGCCGCUUUUCCCCAAACGCGGAAGCUGAGGUGCAAAGAGCCCACUGUAUGAGAAAUCUUUAGAUGUAAUAAUCGUAUUAUCCAGGAGGUGGCAAUAAUGCCACCAUAUGAAUACCGACAGUCCAAAAAUCCCAAAAGAAGAAGAAGAAUCGGAAGAAGAGGAGAAGAACGAUAAAAUGGCGCCCGGUCUGUUUUGUUGAAUUUUCGAGAUUUUUCUGAAAAAGUUUCUCAACGAGCAGUUAACUGCUGCUGAAGAAACUUUCACAGAGUUUAAAGAAAUAAUCGUCAAGUCGGAGGAAGAGAUGGAUGAUCAGCGCAGACUGCUGGAUUUCUCCCGGACUCCUCAGAUUAUCUUACAUCGAAUAGAUUACCUGCUACAUAACAUUAAGGAGGAACAAAGGAACCAAGAGAGGAGAUCCACUCUGGACCAGGAGGAGUUAGAACCUCUGCAGGUGAAACAAGAACAGGAAGAACCAGAAGAUGAGCAGAUAAAAGUGGAAGAGAAAGAAGUUUACUGCAGUCAGGAUGAAGAACAGAUUGAGUUAAAACAGGAGACUGAUACCUGCAUGGUGGUUCCUGUUGAUGACCAAACAUCCCACACUGAAUCAGAACCAAACAGGAACCAAGUCAUCUUCCAGGAAGCUGCUGAAAUUGAGAACCAAAAUCAGGAAAGAAGAAAACCUUUCUCAUGUGAGACCUGUGGAAAAGGUUUUUCUUCCAAAUAUACUUUUGAUGUUCACAUGAGAACUCAUACAGGUGAAAAGCCAUUUUCAUGUCUGACUUGUGGAAAGCGUUUCACUGUUAAAUCUUCUCUCAAUGCUCACAUUAGAACUCAUACAGGUGAAAAGCCAUUUUCAUGUCUGACUUGUGGAAAGCGUUUCACUGUUAAAUCUUCUCUCAAUGCUCACAUUAGAACUCAUACGGGUGAAAAGCCUUUCUCAUGUGUGAACUGUGGAAAAAGUUUUAGUCAAAAGUCUUAUUUAGCUGAACACACGUUGAUUCAUACAGAGGAAAAGGCUUUUUCAUGUGUGAAGUGUGAAAAACGUUUUAGUCGAAAACAAUAUUUAACUGAGCACAUAAAGAUUCACACUAGUGAAAAGCCUUUUUCAUGUGUGACCUGUGGAAAAAGUUUUAGUCAUAAACAGAAUUUAACUCGGCAUAUGAUGAUACACAAAGGUCAAAAGCCAUUUUCAUGCAUGACUUGUGGAAAAUGUUUUCUUCGAAAACAUAAUUUAACUCGGCACAUGUUGAUUCAUACUGGUGAAAAGCCACUUUCUGUGGAAAGUGUUUCUGUCUAAAACAGUCUUUCUCAAACUGGUGUUCCGCCGGCGCUCCUAGUGGUCCACGAAGUAGGAUGAACAAAGAAAACAAUAAUCUGUGAAUUCAGAGACUAAUAUUUUCAUUUCAGCUUGCAUCAUAUAGUAAGAUGUAUUAUUGCGGGGGCAAUUUCAGGUUAGGUAGUCCUCUGACUGUUAAAUGAGAUAAGUGGUCCUCAGCCUGAAAAAGUUUGAGAAGCACUGGUCUAAAACAUCAGAAAGCUGAACAUUUUGAGGAGUCGCACAUGGAAGUAUUCUCCAUGUAUGAUUUGCUGAAGAACUGCAAAUCUAUGGAGUCGUUGAACCAGAAUCAUGGAUCUGUGAGCUGUUGUCAUUCUGCCUCCCUGAAUAACUUCUCCAUUUAGUACAGGGAACAUUAACAGUCUGACCGGACAUGGACUCCCUUCCAGAACAUUCUGACAAGAUUGGGCUUGAGGGGUUGGUUUGUAUUAUUCUGUUCACUAAAGACAGUUUGUGGGGUUUACUUUUGUAGUUUUUUUUUAAAUCAAAAAUAGAACGUACUAAAAUGGUUGAGUGUACAUUUGUACUUUAAAAGAAAUCCAAGAUUCACCACAAACUAAUUUUCAUGCAAUGAUUGUACAAAGGGUGUGUGAUUGUUUUCAAUUAUUAGCUUUUUCUCUACUUUUAGCUGUAAUAUUUUGUUCUUUUCUACUACAGCUGACUUCUGUUAUAUCACUGUCUUUAUCCUGAAACUAUGUUCAUGUGCAUUUAUAUUGAUAUAAAAUUUUUAUUAAUGUCUAAGAAAGAAAUUCACGUAAAAUUUCAUGUAAGAAUAAAAGUUUUGAGUUUUCCUUUAGU
Messenger RNA from Poecilia latipinna (sailfin molly), 2164 nucleotides. Its product is annotated as gastrula zinc finger protein XlCGF8.2DB-like. Gene Ontology annotation, molecular function: RNA polymerase II cis-regulatory region sequence-specific DNA binding; DNA-binding transcription factor activity, RNA polymerase II-specific. Gene Ontology annotation, biological process: regulation of transcription by RNA polymerase II. Lineage: Eukaryota; Metazoa; Chordata; Actinopteri; Cyprinodontiformes; Poeciliidae. The transcript is spliced from 4 exons. The record is from RefSeq and is a predicted model, not a curated record. The coding region runs from base 332 to 1327 and encodes 331 amino acids.